Molecule: messenger RNA, 3420 nt
Organism: Pan troglodytes (chimpanzee)
Lineage: Eukaryota; Metazoa; Chordata; Mammalia; Primates; Hominidae
Product: small ribosomal subunit protein eS25-like
Exons: 1
Coding region: 3008-3382 (124 amino acids)
Source: RefSeq, a predicted model, not a curated record
CUACAGGCAUGUGCCACCACCCCAGGCUAAUUUUUAAAUUUUUGCAGAAACAGGGUCUCACUAUGUUGCCCAGGCUGGGAUGGGCUACUUUUGACAUACCUAAUGACCUCAAUCUUGGUUUUAAUUGUAAUAAGUUUAGGAAAAUAUAUUCUUUAUUAGUAGCAUUAAUAUGUUCACCCUUUUAUUCCACACUCAUAUUUUAGAAAAUAACUACAGAGAUAUAAUAGAUACUCAUAAUUGCAUAUACACUGUAUUAAGGUCAAAGGCGGCUACAUUGUUAAAACUAAGCUGUUUUGGCCAACCAAUGGCCAAUUUCACCCAAUGAUAGCUUGAAACAUUUUUCAAAAGUUCAUGGAUAGCUUAAUACUUAGGUGGUGGGUUCACAGGUGCAGUAAAUCACCACGGCACAAGUUUACCUAUGUAACAAACCCACACGUCCUGCGCAUGUAUCCUGGAACUUAAAUUAAAAAUUUAAAAAAGUUCAUGGAUGAAUGUCCAAAUUCAAGUAUUAAAGUAAAUUUAGGAGUAUAAAUAUGUCAUUAUGAAAACUCAGAGCUGCCAGUAUAUUUUAAAAAGGAAUUGAUUAUCUGUAAUUUUUAUUUGAUUGAAUAGGCUGUAGCAUCCUUCUAUAACGAUUAACUCUGUUUCUCUCUCACUUUGUCUUAACCCAAAUGGUCUUCACUAUGCUCCUGGUGACAAGUUUAAGAAUUCCCAUUAAGAUUAUAUCUUAUGUAUCACUGGGCUUUCCCCCUUCCUUUUAUAUUUAAUCCAUUCAUUUCCAGAAGAAAUUCUCUUUAGUUGUCAUAUUCUUCACAGGAAUUAUACCAAAUAUUAUUAAUAACUCAUUUAUUAUUGUUAGCAUCAAUGGUAGAGUUACCAUAUAAUUUCUUACCUACAUCAGAAAAUGUGUGAAAGUGAAAGGGAACACUAUUGUUACUUUCUUAUAUUAAAAUAUCAAAUUCACCCUUGUUAUCUGUCUUAGGGUCUUUAUUUGCAACAAACAUAAAUCCACUGAAAUUAACUUAAGUAAAUGAAGAAUUUAUUGGAAGGGAAUGGGGAUGGCUUAUUAAACCCUAGGAUAAGAAAUGAAGCUGAGACUUUUGAGGAUCUGAACCCAGCACAUGGAAAGCCAAGAGCUUGACGUGUUGCUCUGCUUUCGAGGGGUCAUAGAUUACUAACUUAGUGAUUAAGUCCAUGCCUUUUUUAGGAGCCAUAAGUAAUGAACCAUUCUCAGAAUGAAUAGAUCAAGGAUGCCAUGAGGUGUCUUUCCAUUACCAUUAUAUACCUAUUUAUUGCUGUUGUAGUUCAUUUUUCACGUUUUCACAAACACCCGUAAUUUGCCACAUAAGCAUGCUGCCAUGUACAUAAUAGAAGAUGAGUAAACAUUUGUUGAAUGAAUAAGUAUUAUAACUCACUUUUAGAAUGCUGUCACAUUCCUUCUUUUACAUGAAGAUGUGACAGUGACAUUUGUUCCUCCAUUGACUGAUUAUGCACAUCAGUAUUGCCCUGGGCAGGAUUGAUGUGACUGAUCUGACACUUUAUCUUUGUGUUCCUUGCAGACUUUAAUUUUCCACCUAACACAUGAAAAUCUUAGAAGAUCAAAUAACACUAGUCCAGGAUAAUUAUCUUCAAAAACCAUUUGAUUGGUUUUCUUUGAAAGUCAGGCUUACUGACUUGAAAAAAAAUUUUUUUAAGUAAUUGAGCAGUUUGAAUUAAUUAAAAGUCUGAAUUAACAAAAUCUGCCAGAAUAGACUUCAUUUAAUUUUUUUUUGUAGAAAUUACAAAAGUGCCAGGAAUUUAAUUCUCUGAGUGACAUCUUUGUGGUGAGAUUAGGUCAAUAAAAAGCUGGAGAAAACAGCCAGAAGUUUCUUCACACAAUUGUUCUAUACCAGACCCUCCCUGGCUCCUGUCUGGGGUUUUUCCCUCCCCUUAUUGUUCCUCAUCAGAAUUGGUCCCUGGGACCCUGGUCUUUGGAUCUGCUUUCCUCCCAGCAUCUUGGCAAGUCAUUUCUGAUUCCCACCCAAACUCUUCUGCUCCCAUUACCAACAAUUCCAACUGGAUUUCUAGCAUCUAUCUUUAAAUAUCUCUUGACAUCCCUUUGUGAAAACAUUAAUUGUUGCCUCUACUGCAUGAUUUAGCUCCGCCUCCCACACCACAGACUAAGACUGAUUACCAAUUAUGCACUGCUGGUAAAGAUUUGGUUCCUAAAUGUGAGGAUACAUUGUUUUUGUUUGUUCGUUUGUUUGUUUGUUUUUUGUUGUUGUUGAUGUUGUUGAGAUGGAGUCUCGCUCUAUUGCCCAGGCUGGAGUGCAGCGGCACAAUCUCAGCUCACUGCAACCUCUGCCUCCCGGGUUCAAGUGAUUAUCCUGCCUCAGCCUCCCAAGUAGCUGGGACUACAGGCGCACGCUGCAACACCUGGCUAAUUUUUGUAUUUUUAGUAGAGAUGAGGUUUUGCCAUGUUGGCCAGGCUGGGCUUGAACUCCUGAUCUCAGGUUAUCUGCCCGCCUCAGCCUCCCAAAGUGCUGAGAUUACAGGCGUCAGCCACUGCACCCGGCCUCAUUGUUCAUCGUUAAUAUAUUUCCAAGCAUGGAUCUUUGUAUCUGCUCUAAUGAAGAGAUACAACUCGUUUAUUAUUGUUAGCAUCAAAAGUAGAGUUACCAUAUAAUUUCUUACCUACAUCAGAAAAUAUGUAAGAGUGAAAGGGAACACUAUUAAUAAUUACUCUGGAAUAACAGGUGCACAUCAGGAUUGCCCUGGGCAAACUGAGACUAUUGUCACCCUAAUCAUUACUGAUUAUCUGGCUUCUCUAGGAAAAUAUUUUGUUUCUGUAUUGAGAUUCAUUUAUUUUUCUUCAUGUGUUUAAAUCUCUUUUUGAGUUUGCUAAUUUCUGGAAAUAAGCAGUUCAGUAAGUAGAUUAGAGAUCAGUCUUAUUGAAAUGCUCUUUAGUCCUUUUUGUCCGACAUCUUAGCGAGGCUGCGGUGUCUGCUGCUGCUGUCCGAGCUUCACAAUGCCACCCAAGGAUGACAAGAAGAAGGAUGCUGGAAAGUCGGCCAAGAAAGACAAAGACCCAGUUAACAAAUCCGGGGGCAAGGCCAAAAAGAAGAAGUGGUCCAAAGGCAAAGUUCGGGACAAGCUCAAUAACUUAGUCUUGUUUGACAAAGCUACCUAUGACAAACUCUGUAAGGAAGUUCCCAAUUAUAAACUUAUAACCCCAGCUGUGGUCUCUGAGAGACUGAAGAUUCGAGGCUCCCUGGCCAGGGCAGCCCUUCAGGAGCUCCUUAGUAAAGGACUUAUCAAACUGGUUUCAAAGCACAGAGCUAAAGUAAUUUACACCAGAAAUACCAAGGGCAGAGAUGCUGCAGCUGCUGGUGAAGAUGCAUGAAUAGGUCCAACCAACUGUACAUUUGGAAAAAUAAAACU